Strongyloides ratti is the source of this 1620-nucleotide messenger RNA. RefSeq names its product Thioredoxin family and Thioredoxin-like fold domain and Thioredoxin domain and ERV/ALR sulfhydryl oxidase domain-containing protein. The transcript is spliced from 3 exons. The record is from RefSeq and is a predicted model, not a curated record. Gene Ontology annotation, biological process: protein folding. Bases 1 to 1620 code for a protein of 539 amino acids. Gene Ontology annotation, cellular component: Golgi membrane. Lineage: Eukaryota; Metazoa; Nematoda; Chromadorea; Rhabditida; Strongyloididae. Gene Ontology annotation, molecular function: protein disulfide isomerase activity; flavin-dependent sulfhydryl oxidase activity.
AUGCAUUUAGAUCAAGAAACAUUUGCACAUACUGUUCUUAAUCAAAAUGAAAAAGCAUAUAUUGUUGAAUUUUAUGCAGAUUGGUGUGGACAUUGUAGAGCAUUUGCCCCAUAUUAUAAAGAAUUUUCUAAUAGUGUUAAAGAUUGGAGUGAUAUUGUUGUUGUUGGUGCAAUGAAUUGUGCUGAUCCAUAUAAUUCUCAUGAAUGCCGUAAUAAUAAUGUUGAUCAUUAUCCAAUGGUUAAAUAUUUUCCAAGAUCAUCAAGAAAUUAUAAAGAUGGUAUAUUAUUACAACCAGAACAUUCAACACAAAGUUUAAGACGUAUGUUAUCAAGUAAAAUAUUAAAUGAACAACAACAUGUUCAAUAUUUAAAUUGGCCAAAUUUUAAUUAUCUUGAUAUAACACCAGCAACACAAUUUAAUGAUUUAUGGUAUGGUAUACCAAUAUCUGCUGAAUAUCUUGUAAUUAUUUUUGAACAUUUUGAUACAAUAUCACCACAAUUUAUCUUAGAUUUAUAUAAAUAUCGUAAUAAAAUUGGUGUUAGACGUGCAUUAUCUAAUUCACCACUUGUAACACAAUUAGGUAUUACAUCAUUUCCAUAUGUUGUUGUAUUUAAAAGAGAACGCCAACAAGCUAUAUUUAUGGAUAAUUAUACUCCAAAUACUAUAUAUGAUAUUUUAACAUUAACAUCACCUCAACAUAUAUCACAAAUACCUUAUCAAGAAUUAACAACAACAACUGUUCCACCAAAAAAAAUUGGAAGAAAUUGUAGUCGUACACCAGAAUUAUGUAAACCACUUUAUUAUGCUUCUGAAACUGAUAUGUUAAAAGCAGUACGUAUGGCAUUAUAUGAUGAAGUUUUAAGAACUGAUAGUUAUAUUCAAGGUGCUAAUUUAACAAAUUUAUAUAAUUUUGUUAAUCUUCUUUCACAACAUUAUCCUGUAUUAACAUUUCAUAGUGCUAUUAAAAGACAACGUAGAUCAGUUUCAUCAAUACUUAAAAAUUCUGAAAGAGCAAAAUUAAUUUUUAAACAUUUAAAUGAAUUUUUAUCUGUACGUGUUAAUAAUGGAUUACUUCCAAUACAAGAUUGGAAAAAUCAAUUUGAAAGUAUUGAAAGAUUAUAUGCUUAUCCUUUUCCACAAAAUUCAAGUUGGCAACAUUGUGCUGGUAGUGAACCACAAUAUAGAGGAUAUACAUGUGGUUUAUGGACAACAUUCCAUACAUUAACAGUUCAUACAUAUUUAGAUACUGUAAAAGAAGGAGCAAUUGAUGUUUUAAAACCAUUAAAAGAUAUUCAAGGAUGGGUUAGUAGUUUUUUCGGUUGUUUACAUUGUAGAAACCAUUUUAUGCAUAUGACAACUACCCUAUUUCCAAUGAAUGAGCGUCGGAUACGACAUAAACAUGAUAUAAUGAUGUAUUUAUGGAGAGCUCAUAAUAUUGUUAAUAAUAGACUUCAUAAUGAUCCAACAGAAGAUCCAAACUUUUUAAAAUAUCAAUUUCCUCCAUUAUUUUUAUGUCCAACAUGUCAUUCUGGUGGUAAUUUUAGUAGAAGACAAGUCAGAAACUUUUUAUUAAGGUAUUAUGGUAAUAUUAAACCACACGUUAGGACACAUCAUAAAUAA